Messenger RNA from Vicia faba (fava bean), 783 nucleotides. The record is from the annotation of a GenBank genome assembly. Lineage: Eukaryota; Viridiplantae; Streptophyta; Magnoliopsida; Fabales; Fabaceae.
AUGGUUCAAGAUUUGCUCAAAGAUUGCACAGUCCAAAUGCCUCAUAAGCCAGUCAAAAUUAGGGUUUUGUUUCUCUCAAGGAAUUUGGGGUUUUCAAUGGCUCAAUCAAGUCUCAUAGGCCUACAUACAUUCUCAAGCACCUACAUGCCAAGUUUCAAGACUCACAAUGCCAAUUUGCACAGUCAAAAGCUCCAUUUGAUCCACAAUCAACUGCAUGGGCAAAAUGUACUUCUUCCUUCUCCAAGGAUAGUGGCUGCUAAUCAUGUUGACCAGGAUAUACAAAGUGAUGUUGUCACUUCUCUCUACUUACUUUGUUGCAUCUUGAGGAUAGUCAAGAUCAAAGAUUUGGCAAAUACAAUAGUUGCUGCACUUUAUGACCCCUUAGAGUCCCUUACAAAAUGUUUUGGGGGUCAAGUCAAUGGAAUGGUACCUGAUAAUGGUUUUACUUCUGAAGGCGACGGGAUAGAUAAUAAUAAUAAUAAUCUUACCAAGAAUAAUAAAAAAGGCUUGGUAGUCAAUGUUCCAUGCUCACCUAGUUCUUCAGGUUUUCAUCCACAGAGUAUCACCAUGCUAAAUAAUGGUAGUAGUUCGAAUGUCGCUUUGAGGUACUUAGCUGAUCAGUUAACAAAAGUUCAAUUAGUUAAUGAGGUUAGUAAGGAUUUUGUUAUUGAGGCACUGAGAUCAAUUGCGGAGUUGAUAACAUAUGGUGACCAACACGACCCAAGCUUUUUUUUGAAUUUUUCAUGGAAAAUCAAGUUGUGGGGGAUUUUGUACGUGUUCUAA